Messenger RNA from Drosophila biarmipes, 4442 nucleotides. RefSeq lists its product as uncharacterized. The transcript is spliced from 5 exons. The record is from RefSeq and is a predicted model, not a curated record. Bases 1850 to 3970 code for a protein of 706 amino acids. Lineage: Eukaryota; Metazoa; Arthropoda; Insecta; Diptera; Drosophilidae.
UCAUUCGUCGGGGGUCUCCGCUCGCUGGCAGUCGAACUUCCGCUCAGUCGCAUCGUGCUAUCCGUUCCGCCAGCAAGGACCUGGGUCGUAAUCGCGCAUCGUCCUUUUCCGCAAGGAGGAGAUUGCAAGUCGCAGCACAAACAUUUGUAUAUUUGCUGCAAUCAAUAGGGACAUGUCCAUGUGGCGAGGAGUCCAAGUGAGUGAGCGAGAACGCGGAGUGGCCCAAAUACUGGAUGAGUCCUGGCAAACACUCGCAGGGUGUUGACAAAUUUCCAGGCUGUUCGGAAAAGCUCGCAAUUUCCCCCCACCUUGUGUGUCUGUGUGUGUAUCCGUGUGCGUCCCUUUCGUAUCUGUGUAUCUGGUCUCUUGUAUCUGUAUCUGUACAAUUGCAAUUUUACGCUGACGCUGCAACACAAGCAGUUCGCUUCAAUGGAACUUGACAUACUAUACCCCCGACGCUGCCUAACCUCCUUGGGAUAUAUAUAUAUAUUCUUACCGCCGUAGAGUGCCCUCGACACACUCGCCCGGGGUCCUGCAGCGGAUCCCCCAGCGCGUCAUUCGCCCUUCACCCCAAAACCAUAUUUCCAUUAUUAUAUCUCUUAUACUACAUAGCAUUCAAUGCCUCUCCUAAUGACUCGCCCCAGUGCACUUGCCAUUAAAAUUCAAUGCAUUAUCUAGAUGCACGGCUAUUCACGCAGAGCGAAGCCAGGGUGCUGUCACUUUUUAUUGCCAGACUUUGUCGGUCCCUCGCUAAUCUGUUCAAACCCUGUUAAACCAUUCAAUCCGAACUACAAAUUCAAUUAGAUAUAAGCUGCUAAAUGCAACGACGCCUCUUUCAUAAGUGUUGAAUGGGGCAUAAUUGACAUUUAAUAUCUCGCCGACACAUGUAGAAAACGAAACACAACUGCAAAUAUUUCAAAUCCAAUAUUUUUUAUCGCCCUUCCUGUUUAUGAAUAUUUUUUGAUUGGUUUUAUCUCCCUUUGAAAUAGGGGCUAAGCUGGAACUAUGUUAUUCACAUUGCCGCAUAUCUCAAACGGCCUUAGAACACGCUCUACAGUAUAGCAACCCAAUGGCUUAUCAUGCCUGUUGUGUAGUGGACCUCAUUAGUAUUCUUUAUAGGGGGCUCUCAUGUUCCUGAUUUAGUUUAUUUGAUAUUUUACUAAAUUUCAAAAAAGUGGAUACGGAAAAUCCUUAUCCAGUCAUCAACAGAGUCCCAAGCCAGCAUACCCCAGCGCUCCCACUACUGGGUACGAACAUCAUCACAUUUAUAAUAAUAUUUAGAUAAAAACGUGUCGUGGAUUAACACAACCGAAUAUCUAAUCAGUGUUUGCUACAUGAAGCGGCAAAAAGCGAACACUAAUGGCCGUCGAAUGGAGUCGUGAUCGAUGAAAUAAUGCCGGCGAAGCGCGGAUCCAUCAUGAGGCAUCAGCAGCUCCACUUCCCCACUCGGAUUCCCAGGCCCCCACACCACCCCAUACCAUGGCACACCAAACAACACCACACCAUUACCAUACCUAUUUCUGUGCCUGGGUUCCGUCUCAUUCGCGAUUCCGCCGUCACAGUGCUCGGACCGCUGGCGAAAAAGCUUGGCAGAACGAUGUAGUUUUAGCAGACGCUGCAGUUCCAUUAAUUAAAUUCGCAGACCGCCCCUGGCGACCCCUGCCCCUGCCCCUGCCCCCGCCCCUUCAUUGGACCCAGCCAAGUUGCGGAACAAACAUUAAAACCCAAUAAAUAAAUAAAUCCCUGCAAUAAGCAUUCCACAGUUCUUCCAUUCAAAUCAAUUGGAUUGACUCGGAUUAACCAGAGAUUUAUUUAAUUGCGAACAUGGACAGCCGAGAGCUUAAAUGACAUGGCAGAGAAACGCCUGCUGCUGGAGCGCUCCGACACCUCAGAGACGGAGGAGCUGGAAGUACAAAUGACCCGAAGGGGGACCGUCCACCACCGAUCCUGGUCACCGAUCCCGGUGAGCAGGAAGUCGGUGGUCGGGCUGCUGGUGUCCUUCCUGUUCUGCUACUUCCUGAUCGGCAGACCCGAGUGGGCCAACGUCCUGGACCUGGACGUCCUGCACUCGGACAACUAUGUGACGGUCCAGCAUCAGUCCACCUUGAUGGAUGUUGAUCCUGACACAGAAACUGAGAGUAUUCCAUUUGUGCCGAAAGGCUUUCUGGUGUAUAGCAACUCCUGCCGCAUCAUGGAGGUCGAUCCCUACAAGAACGAGGUGAUGCGCCACUUCAAGCGCAUCAAGUACAAGGCCUGCCAGAAGCUGCCGCCCCUGACGCAGGUCAGAUUCCAGGAGGAGACCCAGAAGUACCUCCUCAGCAUCGAUGGAGCCGCCUUCAGUCGCUACCGAGUGGGCAGCCAGCUGCACUGCUGCUACAUGGAGGUGCAGCGGGUGGACGAGAUGAAGGUCAAGUACACCAAGUGUCAGUCCUUCAAGGGCAGCACCGAGCUGCCCAACUCCGCCGAGGGCAUCAUUGUCAAGUGCGAUUCCGGUGGCCACCAGCUGUACAUCAAUGGCCAUGCCACCAUUCCCGUCAAGGAGGCAGUGCAGCAGAGACUGCAAAAGGCGGCAGAGGGCGAUGUGAGGGAACGGGAAGCGGAUAAGGCCCAGCCGCGACCCCCAAGUGUCUUAAUGCUAGGCAUCGAUAGCAUCUCCCGGGUGAAUCUUAUCAGGGCCAUGCCCAAAACAGCCCAGUAUCUCUACGACAACGGGUGGUUCGAGCUGGCGGGCUAUAACAAGGUGGACGACAACACAUUCCCGAACAUCAUGGCAGUGGCCACCGGCUAUAACCUGCCCAAUGCCAUGCACGCGUGCUCCCCCUUCGCGGUUGGUGGCCUGGACAAGUGCAACUUCAUCUGGAAGCUGUACCAGCAGAGGGGCUAUGUGACCGCCUACGCGGAGGAUGCCGUGAAGAUCAACACGUUCAACUACCUGAAGAAGGGCUUCAAGAAUCCGCCCGCGGACUACUAUCUGAGGCCAUAUCUCUCGGCCGCCGAGUCGCAGCUGGAUCACACCACAGUCAAUGGCCUGGUCCAUUGCCUGGGCUACGAAACGGCGGCGGAGCACGUGUACGACUAUGGGUUGGAGUUCACCAAGCGGUUCCUUAACGAGACCUACUUUGGCUUCUUUUGGACGAACACGCACAGCCACAGUGAUAUCUCGCAGACGAGCAGCAUGGACGACUACAUGACGGAGUAUCUGCGGAAGCUGGUGCGCCAGGGCACCAUGGACAACACGGUGGUGGUGUUCUUCAGCGACCAUGGCAUGCGGUUCGGGCCCACGAGGGCCACCUGGUCGGGUCACUUGGAGGAGCGGCUGCCGGCCAUCUUCAUCUGGCUACCCCAUCACCUGCGUCGCUCCCAUCCGGAGUUCGUGCGUGGCCUCCAGUUGAACAGGAAUCGUUUGACCACGCCCUACGACCUCCACCUCACCAUGAAGCACAUACUCUCCAUAUCCGGUCGUGUCGAUAUGGAGUCCCUGGGACCGGCUCCCGAUUGCCCCCAGUGCCAGAGUUUACUGCGUCCUGUGUCCCCGCUGAGGAGUUGCUCCGACGUGGGCAUUGCGGAUCACUGGUGCACCUGCUGGGAGUACGACUCGAUCUCGACCAGCUCCAAGGAAGCCCGUAUGCUGGGCAAGCGUGUGGUCAGCUACCUCAACAGCUACGUGGCCGAGUUCCGGAACGGAACCUUCGCCAAGCUGUGUGCGCCCCUCUCGCUGCACAGCAUCAAAUCCGCCUUCCGGGCGCAUCAGAAUGCCCUGGAUCCCGAGGAGGUGCACACCUAUCGACUGAUCUUCGUCACGUCGCCCAACAAGGCCCAGUAUGAGGCCACCUUGCGACACAACCACACGGAUGACUCCGUUAAGGUGACGGGCUCCGUGAGCCGGUUGAAUGUCUAUAGCGGAGAGGCGGACUGCAUGAAUGAUUUCGCCGCGAAAAAGUAUUGCUACUGCCGCAAAAAGAAGGGAUAGAUGCAGUAGGUUUAGAACUAAGGCUAGUGCCCAAGUGCCGUUACUCGGACUAGAGUCUGACAGUACAAGUAUCGUAAUACUAUAUCAUAGGAAUCUCUUGCUCUCUAUAUCUGCCUGAAAGUAUGUGGUGUACAUCCAGAACCUCUGCAGGUCUUGAAAUAAUAUUUCAGGUAUCUGAAUAGUAUUGUUUUCUUUGUUCCACCUAUUGUACUAUUUGGUACCUCAAGAAUUGUUUGAAAAUCUUAGGAAGUUUGGAACACCCUUGUAUAUUCAACUUGUAGGCUUAGUUGUCGCCCUUGUACAUAAUUUACUCUCCCAGCUCGAAGACACUUUUGCCAAGAAUUAGCUUAGACAUCUCUUUAUACAUAGAAUAUAGUAGCUAAAUACUAAUUGUUACACUUAUAAUUUGAUAUAUUUGUUCAACUAAUAGUGUUCAAAUAAAAACUGUGUUAAACAAAAAAUGUCGAGUAAA